AUGGUUGGUGAGUUGAGUUUGAGUUUGAGUUUGAUGAAUCAGCAUGGUUUGGUAGAAGAAAUGUUGGGGGUCAAUACUUUGCACGCACUCGUUACAUGCCCUGCUGCUAAGAGAUGCUGGGACCGAGUAGGAAUAGGCACUGCAGUACAACAAGAAGAUACUUUUCUGGUUUGGUGCAUUAACAGUUUUCAGCAGCUGGACAAAGAAAAAAGAGAGCUGCUGGUGGCUUUGAGUUGGUCGAUUUGGAACGCGAGAAAUGAUAAGGUGUGGCAAAAUAAAAUAGUCGGUGUCGAUAACAUUGUUACGUCAGCAAAAACCUUCCUUAACCAAUGGAAAAACGCACAAGAUUCAGUCAUUGAGACUACAUUUUCGGGUUCUUUAGCCGAAGAUGCUGCUGUGUGUUGGGUGCCUCCAUAUGAUAAUAGUGUUAAGAUAAAUGUUGACGCGGCUAUGUUUAACGAAAACCGACAAUUUGGAGUUGGUCUAGUUGCUAGAGAUACACAAGGACUACUAAUUGAAGGCUGCACUAAACUGUUCCAAGGCCAAGCUUCUGCUGCUACAGCCGAAGCCAUGGGAAUCCGUGAGGCCCUGAGCUGGAUCAAGAAGAAACGUUGGACAAAUGUGUGUAUCGAGACAGACUGUUUACAAGUGAUUCAAGCCUUACGAAGCACAAUUGAGAUGAGAUCCAUGUUUGGUCAAGUGGUGAAUGUUUGUAAGGACAUGCUUAAGUUUUUAAAUGAUGUUAGUAUUUACUUUGUAAGACGAUCAGCUAAUAUGGUUGCUCAUAGCUUUGCCCGAGCCUCUAUAUUCUACCCUGAUUGCACUUUCAGUUUGGAGUCUGUUCCAACUGAUUUGUUACCUACUUUGGUAGCAGAGAUGGUUAUUUAA
Molecule: messenger RNA, 888 nt
Organism: Cannabis sativa
Lineage: Eukaryota; Viridiplantae; Streptophyta; Magnoliopsida; Rosales; Cannabaceae
Exons: 2
Coding region: 1-888 (295 amino acids)
Molecular function (GO): RNA-DNA hybrid ribonuclease activity; nucleic acid binding
Source: RefSeq, a predicted model, not a curated record